AUGCCGAACCUCCGCUGCUGCUCGUCUUCCUCCCUCUCGCUGCCCGCCGAGAGCUACAUCUACCAGCUCUGUGCGGCGGGCCCGGCGUCCCUUGCAGCCAUCUCGUCAGAUAACUCGCUACGCCGCUUCGACCGCAGCUCCCUGGCGCUUCUGCCGGACGGACUGGUCAAGGAGACCCAUGCGGCGGGCGUCAGCUCGCUUUGUGCUGCUGGUGAUGGGCUGCUGGCGACCUGCGGGAAGGACGGGACGGUCAAGCUCUGGGACGCUCGCCGGGCUGGCACCGUAGCUGUCUUUCAAGCCGGUACACCCAUAUACCCCUUAGUUAUUGACUUGACUGUGGAUAGAUGGAUGCUAAUUGGAGUAGAUAAAGGCAUGCCGUUGCUCUCGUUGGCCUGUAAUGCGUCUUCUCAUUCAAUUGUUGCUGGCACGGAGCUGGUAAAGCCAGACGCCUUUGUCCUAUUUUGGUAUAUCUCUACCCAUAUACCCCAGAUAUUAAAGGGACUACUGCUGUACGGACAACUAACACGAAAUAGGGACAUGCGAUCACCAGGAAAGACAUGUCGUCAGUACGUUGAAAGUCACAACGACGAUGUCACAGAGAUCCAAUUUCACCCAUCUCGCCCUUCAGUACUCCUAUCAGGCAGCACGGAUGGCCUGGUAAACAUAUAUGAUACCACAGUCCCCGAGGAAGAGGAUGUUUUGGUACAAGUAGUCAAACAUUCUUCCAUACAUCAUGCAGGGUUCAUGCAAGAUAAGGCAGUCUACGCCCUGUCUCAUGAUGAGAUGUUCUCCAUCCAUCCAGUAACCUCUGCAGAUGAAGACAAUACCCCCGCUAAUGAGGUCAAGGCCGUUGAGUUUGGGGAUUUGCGGCCAGUGCUAAAGGCAGAGUAUGUGGUGCAGGUUCUGGUUGAUGCAGCUGGGAGCUAUGUUGCGUCCGGCAGGACAAGGUUGGUUCCCUUCUCCUACUACUUCUGUACUUUCAAGACCAUGCUAAUGAAUGGUAAACGCAGUGAUCGAAGUCUAUCAUUGACGCCGCUGGUGCAUACGCCGGAGUUUCAUUUUGAGCAGUCGAAUUCGUGGAUGCUGCCGGGCGCUCAUGGGGAAGAAGUAGUUCGUUCAGUACUGUUUGACAGCGAGUCACGGACGGUCUAUACAUGCGGUGAAGACGGUCAUGUAAGGCUGUGGAAGGAGGAGUCUGCUCCAUCCGCCGAGCUUUCGUCUAUACGGCCUACCAAACAGCGCAAGGAAAAGGGGUACAAACCAUACUAA
Molecule: messenger RNA, 1269 nt
Organism: Trichophyton verrucosum HKI 0517
Lineage: Eukaryota; Fungi; Ascomycota; Eurotiomycetes; Onygenales; Arthrodermataceae
Product: WD repeat protein
Exons: 3
Coding region: 1-1269 (422 amino acids)
Molecular function (GO): protein binding
Source: RefSeq, a predicted model, not a curated record